AUGAUCUUCGAGCGUGUACAGAGUGUCGUAAGCGAAAAAGCAAGAAAUCUGGAUGCAGCAGAGCUGCGAUGUGCAAAAUUGAUCUCCUUAGUUCACAGAUUUAAUCCCGAUAUUGAUAUCCAAGUGGCCCUGGAUUCAAUGAUAGAGAAUGCUGAGGCCAAGCCGACUGUGUCCAUGGAAAGACCUGAGGGUCUUGAAUCUGAUUCAGAGAGUGCUCCUUCAUUGGAUCGAUUUGAAUGGAGUGAAUCCUCGACUAUGUCUCCAUUACGAGUACAGAAAGAUGCACCAGAUGGGAUGGCUCUGCUUCCGACCCGACGAACGGAAUCCGGCUACCUGGGUAACACCUCAGGGUCAACAAUGCUCAACGCGAUUUCAAACCUUCUUCCUGAUAAUACCACCUCCUGUUCGAGGCAUCGACCACAUGGCUCUCCCGCAAACAGUAACCAGACCAGUAGUCCUUCACAACUUGUGAACCUUGCGGACGCUUCCACACUAGAGAGCCUUGUUGAUGCCUAUUUUAGAUGGUAUAACCCUUCGUACCCUAUCCUUCACGAGAAGACCUUUCGAGAGAAAUUCCAAAAUCGCUAUCAAGUUAAUUCACGGUCAAGCUGGCACGUUAUAUUCCACCUUGUCUUUGCAAUUGGUCACUGGAUUCUAGGUGAAGAGUCAGAAGCUGAGCAAUCCAGAUUUUACAUGGCUGCGCGCUCAUGUAUGUCAAUGCGCAUGCUAGAGUCUGGAACUCUGCUGAACGUCCAGGUUUGCCUUUUGAUGGGCAACUAUCUUCAAAAGCGAGAUCGGCCUAACACCGGCUACAAUUUCAUUGGAAUUGCGCACCGAAUGGCGCUUGGUUUGGGCCUUCAUCGAGAGAUUCCCACGGUGACGGUGGAAGAUACACUCUCCAAUGAGCGCCGAAGAGUAGUCUGGUGGAUAGUCUAUUGCUUUGACUCGGGCUUCAGCAUCACAACUGGAAGGCCAAUAACUGUUUCCGACUCGUUCAUUGAAACUCACCUUCCGCGAAAUAUCGAUGAUUCGGCUUGCACGUUACAAUCUAUCUUGCCGGCAGCAAUGGAUCUUCCGACCACUUAUUCGGCAAUCAUUGCACAGUCACGCUUGACAUCGAUCGCAAAUGCUGUGUUUGGUGAACUCAUAUCGUCGACAAACAAGACCUCAUGGGACCUGAGAGUUUCUCGUUCAAUCAACCAUCAGUUCAAUGCUUGGAAGUUAUCACUGCCUUCUUACUUUACCGCCAAUGCGGUUCCAGAAUGGUUUCGGGGACCCCGUGCAAUUAUCAUAUGGAAGGAGCAAAACCUUCGAAUGAUGCUAUGGUGGGGAAGUCAGAAGUUAUGCAAUCUUCCUUCCGAUCACGAAGAAGCCAAAAGCAUCUGCCAUCUCACAGCAGUUGAGACAAUACAGGAGAUUACAAAUUUCCUCCAAAAUAAUAUCGACAUAGUCCACGCUGGCCUGAGUUGGUACGCAACCUACUUCCUCUUCCAGGCGGCAGUUGUCCUCAGCAUCCACCAUCUUCGGUCACUCCAUUCCAUUGAAUCCGGGUUGGAAGAUAGAAAUCAAGACCUCUGGCUCUUGUCUGUUUCCAGAGCUCGUGACUGCUUGGUCUCAUUGAGCCAAAAGGACAAAGCUGCAACACGGUGCCUGGCUGUUCUAGACAGGUUACGAGAUCAAAUUCAGCAACAAGGACAAUGCUCAGCUAUAUCUGACGGUGAUCGAUCCAAUUAUCAAGUUGAUCUAUUGCAAGAAGAUGCCGGGAUACCAUCAGCGUCAUUUUCUGUGGACCCUACACUUCAAAUGCUCUUUGAGGAUCCGUCAUGGGGCAAUGAUCUAUUUCAUGGGUUGAGAGGUUUUCCAAGCACGGAUGAGGUUGGAGCAUUUGAUUAUGUCCCAUCAAACACAUAUUAA
This is a messenger RNA of Penicillium daleae, 1914 nucleotides long. Its product is annotated as fungal specific transcription factor domain-containing protein. Gene Ontology annotation, molecular function: zinc ion binding; RNA polymerase II cis-regulatory region sequence-specific DNA binding; DNA-binding transcription factor activity, RNA polymerase II-specific. Gene Ontology annotation, biological process: positive regulation of transcription from RNA polymerase II promoter by galactose; DNA-templated transcription. Gene Ontology annotation, cellular component: nucleus. The record is from RefSeq and is a predicted model, not a curated record. NCBI's taxonomy places the organism in Eukaryota, Fungi, Ascomycota, Eurotiomycetes, Eurotiales, Aspergillaceae. The transcript has 7 exons. Bases 1 to 1914 code for a protein of 637 amino acids.